Messenger RNA from Camellia sinensis, 1388 nucleotides. Its product is annotated as peroxidase A2. The record is from RefSeq and is a predicted model, not a curated record. Lineage: Eukaryota; Viridiplantae; Streptophyta; Magnoliopsida; Ericales; Theaceae. Gene Ontology annotation, biological process: hydrogen peroxide catabolic process; response to oxidative stress. Gene Ontology annotation, molecular function: peroxidase activity; heme binding.
GUCCUUGAAAUGCACAGCAUAAACAAUUAUAGAAUUAUUUUUCUUUACCAAACCACAAUGACAUUUUCCUCUUCUUCUUCUUCUUCUUCUUCUUCUUCUUCUUCUCUGGUGGUCAUCAUUCUUGGAGUACUGGUACUACUACAUGAAUCAAAUGCUCAGUUGAACUCUACAUUUUAUUCCACCACAUGCCCUAAUGUUUCUAGCAUAGUGACCAAUGUUGUCCAGCAGGCUUUGCAGUCUGAUCCUCGCAUCGGUGCCAGCCUCAUUCGACUUCAUUUCCAUGAUUGCUUUGUCAAUGGAUGUGAUGCUUCAAUUCUGUUAGACAACAAUGGAACCACCAUAAUAAGCGAAAAGGAUGCAGCCCCAAAUACCAACUCUACUCGGGGCUUUGGUGUAGUUGACAACAUCAAGACUGCCGUUGAGAAUUCUUGCCCUGGCGUUGUCUCGUGCGCUGACAUUCUCGCCAUUGCUGCUGAAGCCUCCGUUUCUUUGGCAGGAGGUCCUACAUGGACUGUACUACUGGGGAGACGAGACAGCUUGACAGCAAACCAGGCAGGAGCAAACACCUCUAUUCCCUCUCCCUUUGAAGGCUUGACUAACAUUACUAACAAGUUCUCUGCUGUUGGCCUCAACAUCAAUGAUCUUGUUGCAUUAUCUGGCGCUCACACGUUUGGGCGUGCCCAGUGUCGAUUAUUCAGCAACCGCCUCUACAAUUUCAACGGCACUGGCAACCCAGACCCAACUCUGAACACAACAUACUUGACUACACUGCAAACAACAUGUCCCCAGAAUGGAAGCGGAUUUAAUGUGGCUAACCUUGAUCCCACAACCCCGGACGGCUUUGACAACAACUAUUUCUCAAACUUGCAGAACAAUCAGGGUCUUCUCCAAUCUGAUCAAGAAUUGUUUUCAACAUCUGGUUCUGCCACGAUUUCCAUUGUCAACUCGUUUAGUAGCAACCAGAGCACGUUCUUUCAGAACUUUGCUCAGUCAAUGAUUAAUAUGGGGAAUAUUAGCCCGUUGACAGGGAGCAGUGGAGAGAUAAGAUUGGAUUGUAAGAAGCUUAAUUGAUGGAAGCUUGAUUUGAAGUGUUAUUAGUUUGAAUAAUUUGAAGCAUGGAUUAAUAGAAGUUGCGUUCUAAGUCAAAGACUUAAUAGUUCUGUUUCAAACCAGUUGGAAGUAGUUCAUUGUAAUACUAGUAUUGUCAAAAGAAUUUCAAGCAUGGAUUGCAAAUAAUUGGGGCCAAAUUCCCUUAUUUGGUUGGUUUCUUGAUACUGAUGUAAACACAAAUGUAAUACAUAACCCUUCUUGAGACAGCUUGAUGCAGUUGUUUGCGGUGGGUCAUAAAUUUUAAACAGAAAAGUAUACGAAGUUAGCUUGUUUGUCAA